UAUGCCAAAACGAAAGAUUAAACAGAGAUACAAUACAAGAAAGAAGGUUAAAAAAGAACAAAUACCUCUAAUAAUUGAUGAUAUAUCGGAAUUUGAUAAAACCUACAAAUGCUUAGCUUUUGAAAGAGGUUUAUUUGGCUCAAAGGAAGAAAAUCUUGCAAGAGGUGGAAAAAUUAAUUUACCCGAAUUGGUUUUAUCUGAAAUCGUACGGGAGUCGCUGCCUUGUCCUUAUCUUUUCAAACUAACGAAUAACGAACGCUUCUGUUACUGUGGAGUUAAUGAAUUCGUCGCUCCUCCAAAUACAAUUGAAUUACCUUCAUGGAUGUUGGAGAGUCUCAAAAUUGAGGAAACGUCUAAUGUUAAAAUUGAAUCAGUUGAGCUACCAGUAGGGACAUAUCUUAAAAUUCAACCGCAAGACGUUAACUGGUUAAAUAUAACCGAUUGCAGAGCUGUUCUUGAGAAAUCUUUACGAUCCUUUAGUACAUUACAUAAAGAUGAAACGUUUCCAGUAGAUUACAACAACAGAACGUAUCAUCUAAAAGUACUAGAAACAUUACCAAACGACGCUAUUCAAAUUAUAAACUGCGAUAUAAAUGUUGAUAUUGAGUUACCCGUUGGCUACGAAAGCGCUAAAAUCAAAGAUAAAACUCAAGAGAGAAAGAGAGAAAUAUCUAAUAAUAGUAGCACUUAUCUUGGCCGUGGAUAUAGAAUUGAUGGAAAAAUACCAGAUUUGUACAUUCCUCCCACACCUUCCGGUAUGGUUCGAGAGGAGCUUAAAAAAGGAAGACCAGAUUACAAACAUGAUAUAUAUGAACUUUGUUUUAAAUUAGAUAAAUAA
This is a messenger RNA of Dimorphilus gyrociliatus, 838 nucleotides long. NCBI's taxonomy places the organism in Eukaryota, Metazoa, Annelida, Polychaeta, Dinophilidae. The record is from the annotation of a GenBank genome assembly.